UGCCCUGUAAUCCCUAAUGAUUCUUCCUAAAAUCCUAUUGAUUUUUCCAUAAUUUACCGUGUAUCUCCCUCCAUCUGUGAAUAGACUAUUAAAGCCAGGGUUUAUUUAUCAUUCUGUCAAGUGUCUCGCGGCCAUUUUAUUAACGUUUGCGCGUUUCUAACCUCCCCCCCCUGUCAGACGACAGACGACAGAAAUCGUCGCCGUAUCCCGUAACCGCUGUUGGGUCCGUCUCUAUAACGAGAUUCGUGGAGUUUUUUGUUGUUUUCGCGCCCCAAAAUGGAGAAUAAGACGCAGAAGCAGGAGCAGGUGCUCCAGAUCGAGCCCCAGAACGAGCUGAAGUUUGUCGGUCCCUUUAAUGAGCCGGUGUCGACCUUCAUUAAACUGACCAACCCGACAGACAAAAAGGUUAUGUUCAAAAUCAAGACCACCGCCCCCAAGAAGUACUGCGUGCGCCCCAACUCGGGUCUGUUGCACCCAGGCGAAACCGCCCAAAUAAGCCUUUGCCUUCAGUCGUUCCUGUACGACCCCUCUGAAAAAAACAAACACAAGUUCAUGGUGCAGAGCGUGUUUGCCCCGGAAUCGGGCGACACCAACCUGGAAACUUUCUGGAAGGAAAUCAGUCCGGAUCAGCUGAUGGACUCGAAACUGAAGUGCGUCUUUGAGGUGCCGCCCAACGACGACUCGUACGAUAACGCGGGGGCGGGUACCGCCGCCACCGUCCACCUGCUGGACUUGAACGAGCAGCACAAGGGGGCGGCCACGGGCGCCGCCGCCGCCGCCGCCUCCCCCGACCACGAUCUGCUCCAGAAGGCGGCCAAGGAGGAGAUCCAGCGACUGAGGGAGGUGGAGAGCGAACUGAGGCAGGAACUGUUGCGUCUCAAGGAGGAGAAGUUCGCGUUGAAGAAUCAGCAGAGCGUCAGCGCCAACAGGUACGCGCCCCCCCAACAGCAGGAGCCCCAAACGGUUUAUUACGUCGCCCUGGCCGUGGUCGUUGGUGUGCUGGGGAUCGUGUUCGGGAAGUUUCUGCUCUGAGUCCCCCACUGUAUAUUAUUAUUAUUAAUGAACACUACUAUUAUUACUAUUACUAUCAUAUAAUAAUAAUAAUAAUUAAAUAUACGCAAAUUUUAUGUGAAA
Molecule: messenger RNA, 1134 nt
Organism: Anthonomus grandis grandis
Lineage: Eukaryota; Metazoa; Arthropoda; Insecta; Coleoptera; Curculionidae
Gene: Vap33
Product: vesicle-associated membrane protein-associated protein B
Exons: 4
Coding region: 277-1032 (251 amino acids)
Biological process (GO): endoplasmic reticulum membrane organization
Cellular component (GO): endoplasmic reticulum membrane; plasma membrane
Molecular function (GO): FFAT motif binding
Source: RefSeq, a predicted model, not a curated record